Messenger RNA from Aspergillus novofumigatus IBT 16806, 2859 nucleotides. RefSeq names its product putative Sin3 complex subunit (Stb2). The record is from RefSeq and is a predicted model, not a curated record. Lineage: Eukaryota; Fungi; Ascomycota; Eurotiomycetes; Eurotiales; Aspergillaceae. Gene Ontology annotation, cellular component: Sin3-type complex. Bases 316 to 2859 code for a protein of 847 amino acids. The transcript has 2 exons.
CUUUCUGGCAACUCUCUCUCCCAGCUCCACAUUUGAGCUCCUUGUGACGAUGUUACGGCAAACUCAUAGAAGUUCUACACCAUUUGUUUGAGAUCACAGAUGCUUAGUAUUUCCUCCGGAUAUGUCAAGCUCCUUCCUUACGAGGCCAACAAAGCUAGGAGACCCCAGGAGGGUCAACAUUUCAUCCCCUCAUUUCUGAGCGUGGUCUCAGUACUUUGAACUCGUCACAUCGACAAUCGAUUUGAAGACACCAGCAAGCAGCUCUGGAUAUGACACAGUCUUUACCACUAAUGCGAUAGCUAUCACGCUGACAGAAUGCCACCGGCUGUUACCAGCGCACAGGCUGCGCCUCCCGUGGCGAAUCGACGUGAUUCUAUGAAACCUCCCAUCAACACUCACGGGAGCCCCUCCUCGCAUACGAACGGACACAUGGAGGCAUCAGCGCCGCACGGUCAUCAGAAACUCGUGUUCACCGAUCCUGUAGCCCUUCGGUAUCUGGAGGAAGACCCUGCGACAGUUGUGCUCCAUCGACGCCUCAUCCUGGAGGGUUACGAGAUAUACAUCGUUGAGCAAUGGGCUUGUUCAAGAGUACACCCGACAUUUGUGAUUACGACUUACACGGGCGAUCCUUCGCACAAGGUCUUGGUGGGAGUCCUCAGUGUCCCAACUGACGAAAACACCUGGUCUCCGCGUUUGAAACUGUACUUCAACGCCGUCACGCAAUGUCAAGCACGAACGAAAGACACACCUCUGGGCACCGUCAUGGUAACUGACCUGAGCUCGUUUCCGUCUGCGCUGACGGUCAUCCCAGUCCCCGACGGUGACAUACUCCGACACAAGGACGAUUUUAUCGUCAAUGAAAACCUGAAACGGCUCUCCUGCGCCGGCCGGGCCGGCUUAAAGCUACAGCCUCCUUCACCUGCCACCGUGGCAAAGUUUUAUCAACUCUAUCGGACCAGCGAGCGAGUACCUGUGUAUAGUGCUGUAAUAGAGCUCGUCAAACAAUGCCAGAUCGCGCUGACAAUGUUUGGCCUCUUGGCACCUGAAUAUGUGGAUGGGCUGCUCUGCGAUGUCACCGAGACCGCAAUCAAUGAUUGGUGGACCGAGUUUGGGAUUGAUUUGUACAACCUAGAACCAAGUGACGGUGUACUGGGACCGACAACUGUAGCUGCGCUGCUGGGCACAUUCAUGGGAGCUCGUAAUCGACUUCAUGCCUUCGGUGCCCCGGUAGGGAAAGACGCCUUCGAUAUACGCAGUCUCAAGAGGGCAAUUGAGAGCUUUCAAAAGUCACAGAAGAUGGAACGGACACGCAGACUGGACCGCCAAACUCUCGACCGGCUUCACCGUGUAACUGCCAAGGCGGCAAAUGCUGAAGGCUGGACGGACGCAGUCAAGUCAACGAUGGCCGAAUUGAGCGGACAUGGGGGUGAGAUGGUCAUGGGUAUGGUACGGGGCCGGGAAAAGGGUGGCAUCGCCGAUAUUGAGACCCUGGAGCUGGACAACUUCGCAUCGCUACCACGUAAGGGUGGGCUAGGUGAUGGCUUCGCUCGUGAUCCGCCUGCUGCGGACAUGAUGUUCAACAGGGAUGAUCAAGGCAACUAUGUGUGGACAAGUAGGAAACACCAUUCGCACGAAGAUCUGGCUGGUGACCGAUCCUUUCAAGGCUCAGACCGUCCGUGGAGGCAGCCUGAAACGGGGGCCGCACCGGACGAAAAGGAUCAGAACCUCAGUCGCAUGGUUCGGAGGGGUGUUAGUGGCAAGGUGUCAGACGCACGAAUCGGAUUUGGAAGGUUCAAAGAAGCAGUUGGACUGCCCAGCCUUCGAUCUCAGCACCACAAGCAGACGAAAGACGGGGCGGAGUUGAUGGGUGAUGCGGCUUACAUGCCAGCUCUCGAAAGCGAUGCGGAGAUGCCUGUGCUAAAAGCAGAGGCUGAUGCUAACCUGACUGAUCAGGAAAGUAUUUCUGAGCCUCACGACCAGACACAGUUUGACGCAGCAAAGGCAGAGCCACCAGCGAGUACUGGUGGUUCGACAGUCUCCGAAUUGAAAGCUCCGAAAAUCACUGUUGAUUCUCCACGAGAUAAUGAGGAGACUGGUUCAGCACGAAAACCCUCGACAAGUCAGCUGGAAGAGGACGAGUCAGAUCUAGGGCGGUCCAGGACACGAUCGACCGAUGCAUCUGUUAGUCAGGACGAUCUCUCUCGAUUCGAUCUGAUGUUAUUGCGCCGACCGCAGAGCUGCAUAGAGUUCACCACGACAGAUGACUUCGAACGUAGAAGCAAUGGUUGGCCUCGCCACCUGUCCUUCAGUAUUGUUGAAGACGUCGUACUUGGCUGGGAAAGCCUGGGAGGCCGAGAAGCACUGCAGCCUAAGCCAGAUGCCACUCUAGAGCAAGCCGCUGCGCUUGAGGACACGCUGGCCUCUGAUGUACGGAUGUUUAGUUCCAAAAUCGAGGAGCUGAGCCAUCACACAGUUCCGUGGGUGGAAAGACAAGUGAACUCGGUGGACGAAUUGAACCGGAAGCUCUAUGAGUCACAGGAGAACAUCAACUCAAUCUACCUAGACCAGGCUGAGAAAUAUCAACAAAUGAGGGAACGCUCCAGUGAAUUGCUGACGGAGGAGCACACCUACCUUGUUGAUACUAUGAAACGCGUCGAGAUGAUGGGAGCCAAGCUGGAUUAUGAGCUCAAUGUCCUCGAGUCCAAAGUCGAGGACGUGGAGAGCGGCCUUGGGGAAUUCGAGCGGCAUGUGUUGGAGCUUGAAACAAGGAUGAAAGGACUGAUAAAGAACGAGGAAGAGAAGAAGAGCAAUUCAUGGUUGUCGCGGUUGGGAAGAUUUGUUGGAAUGUCUUCUAGGUGA